AUGCGUCUAUGUAUGGAAGAAAGGAGUCAAACUGUCAUUGUUGCACUUUAUUUUGACGAUUUUUUCAUAUUUUAUAAUGAUACGUGCCAUGUUGAAAAAUUAAAGACUGCACGGUGUAGUAAUAUUCCUACCAAAGAUUUGGGAGAAGUUUCAGAGUGUCUUUGUAUGAGAGUAACGAGGACUGCAGUAAGUGUCAAGUUAGACCGAAGAGCCUAUUGUGAAAAAUUGUUAUCCAAAUUUGAAAUGCUAGAUUGUGCUAGUGCAAAGACUCCCAUUGAAAGUGGUCUAUUGUUACGUAAAAGUAAAGACUGUCCCAAAGCAAUUGGUGGAUUGUUGUACUUGUCAAUAUGUACUAGACCUGAUAUUGCUUAUGCCGUGAAUUAUUUGAGUCAAUUCAAUUAUAGUUAUGGUAAGGAUCGCUGGCACGCUGUUCUGAGGAUUUCCGGAUAUCUGAAAGAAACUAUGGAGUUUGGAAUUAAUUAUUCAAAAUCUGAAAAUGACGUGGCAGGGUUUUGUGAUCCAUCUUUUGCAAAUGACUUGGAAGGGAGAAAGUCUGAAUCAGGAUAUGUUUUUAAACUCUCUAAUGGUCCUAUUAGUUGGGAGAGUAGAAAGCAGGGAGUACUGAAGCGGAGUACAUAA
Molecule: messenger RNA, 639 nt
Organism: Macrobrachium nipponense
Lineage: Eukaryota; Metazoa; Arthropoda; Malacostraca; Decapoda; Palaemonidae
Exons: 1
Coding region: 1-639 (212 amino acids)
Source: RefSeq, a predicted model, not a curated record